ACAGGAGGCGAUGAAGCUCUCUCUUCAGCAGCACGAUCACUUCGCCCAAGCUCGUUGUAUGGGUGUCUUCGCUGAUGUUCAUAGAAACAGAGGGGACUGCGAGAGGGCGUUUCCUAGAUACGAGUCUGCGUUGAAUCUGAUGUCUGAUAUUGGUGAUCGCUAUGGUCAGAUUAUCGUUCUUGCCGGGAUGACCAAAGCAUUGAUUCAUAUGAAGCAACCCGAGAAGGCAAUAGACUUCUGCAACAAAGCAAUGGAAGUCGCAACUAGUAUUGGCAAUAAGAUGUGCAUGCUGCGAUCGAACUGGACCCUUCAUACGCUGUACAGAGCCAUUGGAGAUAUGACGUCAUCGCAGCAACACGCCUGCAAGUUUGACCAGUACCUACAAGAGAUGGAGCUCUACUGUGGUGUGUGUCACGAGGUGAUGGGCAACAGAGAGAACAGUCUCAAUAGUCUCACGUGCUUCCACAUAUUUCAUUCAAGGUGCGUGGAGAAUAGCACAUUCAAGACGAGAGGCUGUCCAAACUGCAAGAAGACUUCCCACCUCUCAUCGCCGGUACCAGUAUAGCAUCAUCCAACAGGGCUCUGCACCCCUCAGAGAGGUGUAAAGAUCACCCCCCCCCCCCCCCCCUCUUCCACCACUCUCACUUCUACCACUAUCUCUUAUAGUAAACUGUGUUAGCAAUCGUCACUUUGGUGGAUCUCUUGAAGAAGACUUCGCACCUUUCCUCCACGGUUACGGUGUGGCAUCAUCUACGGUUACGGUGUAGCAUCAUCCGACAAUCCAGGAGUCCCUCAGAGGGGUGUAAACUUUGACUUUGAUAUAUACCUUGAAACAACUGGGAAUGAAUACCAUAAUGCAAUGAUGAUGAAAAUGUUAUUCAUUAUGGUUUUGCACAUAACAAAAUUAUUUAAAAUUUCAACGAGCACAUUAGCCUGACGUUUGCUCCUUUCGCCAUUAUAGACUCAAAUGACAUAAGAACGAAUUGCACAAUGUUAGUGCACCUUCUCUUAAGAGGGAAAAAAAAUCGAUAAAAUAAAAUGCUUUCUCGUAAAGAUAUACUCACUGCGCCCUGAGCCCCUGUUGCAUAAAAUUUACUAUUGAUGGUAAACUUUGCCAUCAAUGUCAACUACCAUGGUAACAGGGCUCAACAGCCAAUAGAAAUCAAGGUUUUCAUGGUAGUUACCAUUGGUGGCAAAGUUACCAUCAAUGAUAAGUUUUGUGCAACGGGGUCCAGGACUUGAACCCUAAACUUCUCGACUGGAAGUCAAUUGCAUGAAACAGUAGGCCUACACAAAACUACACAACAAUGCUCGUACAGAAUAAAUUUCCCUUUACUUUGUGAAUCUUGAGAUAUCAAUAUGGAAUCAUUCUUGGUGGGCGCUAAAGCCUCUCCGACAUUUAUAAAUAUGCUUGGGAAAGGGGGUGGGAGGUAUCGUACCCCAAAAAGUAAAAACAAGAAUUCAGCUUAAUUAUGAAUAUACCCGUCAGAUAUGAUACUUAUUACUUUAUGCAUUUCGUAUUUGCACGAUGCACAAACCUAUGCUACUGAAUAUUUUUGCCGCCGUUUAAAUUUGUAAAUAGACAAAGCGAUAUUAACAUUUUAUUUACAUUUGUUUGAUAUGACUUGUAAAAUAAAGCUAUGUAUUUAGUGUAAAUCAUGAGAACAUAUUUUAUACGCAAUUGUACUACUACUAUUGUUAUUAUUAUGCAAAGUAUUAUCGAAAGUGCUAUGUACAAAAAGAAAUAAGCUAGAUCAUCUAUAAGGUGACAUAAAAUUAAUGUAUGCGUAAUGUUGCUUAUAGCUAGGCAUGAUGUAGUAUUGAGGCUUUAUGCUUUACGUUUAACUCUUUCAGCACAAUAUUUAUUUCUCGGGCCUAAUUGAUCACAUAAUGUUCUUCAAAUUGGCAACAAAAAUACUGUUCUUUUAUUGCUACAUUGUUAAAAUGAACUGAAAUGAGUCUGAAAUCAAUAUACAUGAGCGCAAAUUUUGGUCGGAAAACAAUAACAUUGAUUCUCUCAAUGUUUUACUGAUUUAGAGAUAUUAAAGAGAACUUUUCUCUAUAUAAAGUCCUGGCAUGAAACGCAUUAUAGCAGUGAAAUUUAAAAAAAUGGAUGCAGUGUAUGCAGAAACUGUUGUCCUUUCUACUCAAGCGUCUUGCAUAUUUGAUAAGGCUGUAAAUCAAAUAUAGAACCAAACUGUAAACUUGUUAGUGAUAAUAACUUUUAUGAAGUGGGGUCUGGAGUCGUAUCGUUUUAGUGUUAUCAAUUCUGUUGCUAUGUUUCCAUAGGCUUUAAUGUCGCCGAUAAAAUUGCGGUUCUUUAUUUUUCCCUCUUGACUAUGUUGUUUAGAAUACUUCAAAUGUAAAAACGGACAGUGUUCGAAGUUAUGUAUUUUUUUCUCUUUCGUGUAUUUCAAUUGCUAUUUUUUCUUUCUUGUAUGCCAUGUAUCCUUGUUUUUACAAUGAAUGUAUUUUUUUUCUUUAGGAUAUAUGUAUUUUUUCUUUACAACAUAUCAUUUCAGUAUUUGCAUGAUUACAAACUCGCACCACUCACGACCUCGUAUUUAUAAGUUCAGAUUUCCUUGUUUUUCACUACGCAUGUACACGCCCGCCAUUGGGAUGUUGUUGUUUUUUUUGGUAAAACUUAUCAUUUGUAUUCAAUAUUGUGUCAAAGCUUGCAUGUUUAGAUUAUUAUCAAAGACGAAAGAAAUGAGAAGGCGGAUAUCUGAAAUGGGGAAGGAAAAUGAUAAGUGUUGUUUUAUUAACGCCACGUAAGCUCACUCUAAUACGCCCUUUUCGUAAUGUAACCAAAUUUAUUUUUUCCUUGAUUACGAUUACGAAUUCACCUGUUACGAAUAAUUGUAUUUCAGUAAUCAGAAUGCACACUCCAUAUAUUGCAUGUUGCUAGGUACAGCAAGCCAUAGUCUUUUUCCUACCUAGCAACAACUGAUUUAUGCUAUUUGAAUUCUGACUAGUGAGAUACAUUUAUUCGUAUAAUUCGUAUCGAAGCGCUUCAGAAAGGUAUAUUCAUAAAUUUGGUUACAUUACGAAAAGGGCCUAUUGGCAAACCUCUACUGUUUACUUUUAAAAUUUGAUUCUUAUUUUGUUAUCAUUGUUAUUCUUGUUAUUCUUAUUUAUUAAUAGGGGAGGGUUGCGGAGAUUUAUUGUUUUCAAAACUUCUUUUCAUCGUAACAAGACUAUUGUAGCCUGUUUCAUGACACCCCUCCCCAUAACGUCUUCUGUGUGUUCAGAAUUUCCUUUUAUCAAAUAACACGAUUGUAAACACUUUGACAAAAUCAAGCGCCAUUUUAAUACCCUUGCCAAAGGACAUUAAUGACGCGGCUGGGACUCGAACCACGAACCAUGUGAUCCACAAUCCGGCGACGUGUCCACUGGACCACGACACCUCUACAUAAUGAUUGACUUGGCCAUUAAAGUUGCCUUGGCUUAAUUUGUCAUAGGUUUUUGCGACCGUGUUAUUCAUUGCGCCUAUAAACGGCAAACAUUUGUUUUAUUUGAGUACGUAUGAGAUAAGUAUAUGUCAUGGAUUAGAGAAGGAUGAUUCUAUCCGAGGAGUGAUAUACUGAAUAGAUUUCUUUGAACAAAAUGUCAUAUCUUGCCAAAUUCAUAAUUGAGCGAUUGGAAAAGAGGUAUAUAUAUUUUUGUGCACCGUUUUGCUAAUACAGUAUAUGUUUUAAGAAUUAUAUAUGUAUUUUAUUUGCGCUUUGCUAGUUGCCAAUUAAGAUACUGGACGAUAAGCACUGAUUGAUUAACAGUAUAAAAUACGACCAAUAAUGAUAGAUAAUUAAAUAAUCAACAUGGAUUAGCCAUUAACUGAUGAAUGCAGUUAUAUAUAUUAUAUUACAUGUCUUAGUAUCGUGCACAACCACUACUAUGAAGAGAAAAUGAGAUACACAGCAAAGGGUAGACUAAUCUAUUGGUUCCGAAACUAAUUUUCUUUAAGUAAUCUCCCUCCAAAACAUCUCAUACUUCUGGUCCCGGCUUUAUACAAAUCUACUGGAUUGAAUCCAAGUUCAGAUGGCACUCUAAUUAUAUCGAACCUUACUCUAUUAGUUUCAAAACUGUUUGAAAUUGCAUAAAGACAUAGCUAAAAUCCUGUAUCAAAACCUUUAAGAGAGGUGUCGCAAAACAAUGCAUAAUUUAUUGCAAAUUUCGAAAUCUUGGCAAUGCUAACAUUAUUUUUGCCCUGCUGCGCCAAUGUGAAACGCUACCUAUUGCGUAAUUUAUUGUCAUCAAUUUCCCGCCAAUAUGUCUCUAUUGAUACCGAUGCUGUACCCGACUGAAUAUGUAUUACCAUGCCUGAUUGUCUGUUCCGACGCAAAAUUGAUUACUUUUUCGUACCAUAGAUAUUAAAAUGUACUUGUAUUAUUUAUUUGUAGCUCGUUGCCGAGGAUUGGCAUUUGUAAAUCUCACUGAAAAUAAGAUUCAACAGCACAAUGUCGUUAAGAAUUAAUAAAUUGAAUACUGUAAAACAA
Molecule: messenger RNA, 4496 nt
Organism: Strongylocentrotus purpuratus (purple sea urchin)
Lineage: Eukaryota; Metazoa; Echinodermata; Echinoidea; Camarodonta; Strongylocentrotidae
Product: 43 kDa receptor-associated protein of the synapse
Exons: 5
Coding region: 11-565 (184 amino acids)
Molecular function (GO): protein binding
Source: RefSeq, a predicted model, not a curated record